Molecule: messenger RNA, 1052 nt
Organism: Mus caroli (Ryukyu mouse)
Lineage: Eukaryota; Metazoa; Chordata; Mammalia; Rodentia; Muridae
Source: RefSeq, a predicted model, not a curated record
GNCUUUUUGAAAUGGGUUAUAUUAUGGAAGUGACUAUGGAGACCAGUGUGGCUGAAAUUCAGGAAUAUGAAUUUGCCUCCAAACUUCUGGGAUUGAUAGCACAUACUACCAUGCUUGGCAAUAUUUAUUUUGAACAUGAUUGUAAGGAUUUAGUCACCUAUGAUGAUGUGCAUGUGAACUUCACUCAAGAAGAAUGGGCUUUGCUGGAUCCUUCUCAGAAGAAUCUCUACAAAGAUGUGAUGCUAGAGACCUAUAGGAAUCUCUCAGCUAUAGGAUACAUUUGGGAAGUACAUACAAGUGAAGAUCAUUUCCAAACUUCUAGAAGUCAUGGAAGGCAUGAAAGAAGUUGUACUGCAGUGCAACCCUCUGAGUUUAUUCAAUGUGGUAAAGCCUUUGCAUAUCAGAGUCUUAGACAAAGGCAUGAAAGAACACAUACAGGAGAGAAACCCUAUGAUUGUAAACAGUGUGGUAAAGCUUUUAUAAGAAGGGGAGACCUCCAAAUACAUAAGCGAACACAUACAGGAGAGAAACCCUAUGAAUGUAACCAAUGUGGUAAAGCUUUUAUAAGAAGUGCGGACCUCCAAAUACAUAAGCGAACGCAUACAGGAGAGAAGCCCUAUGAAUGUAACCAAUGUGGUAAAGCUUUUAUAAGACGUGGGGACCUCCAAAUACAUAAGAGAACACAUACAGGAGAGAAGCCCUAUGAAUGUAACCAAUGUGGUAAAGCUUUUAUAAGAAGUGCGGACCUCCAAAUACAUAAGCGAACACAUACAGGAGAGAAACCCUAUGAAUGUAAACAAUGUGGUAAAGCUUUUAUAAGAAGUGGUGACCUCCAAAUACAUAAGCGAACACAUACAGGAGAGAAACCCUAUGAAUGUAACCAAUGUGGUAAAACUUUUAUAAAAAGUGAUCACCUCCGAAUACAUAAGCGAACACAUACAGGAGAGAAACCCUAUGAAUGUAACCAAUGUGGUAAAGCUUUUAUACAUAAUGGUAAUCUCAGAAGACAUGAAAGAACACAUACAGGAGAGAAACUCUAUGAAGGCAUCUAA